Messenger RNA from Coccinella septempunctata (seven-spotted ladybird), 791 nucleotides. RefSeq names its product single-stranded DNA-binding protein, mitochondrial (gene mtSSB). Gene Ontology annotation, molecular function: single-stranded DNA binding. NCBI's taxonomy places the organism in Eukaryota, Metazoa, Arthropoda, Insecta, Coleoptera, Coccinellidae. Gene Ontology annotation, cellular component: mitochondrial nucleoid. Bases 136 to 558 code for a protein of 140 amino acids. The record is from RefSeq and is a predicted model, not a curated record. The transcript is spliced from 4 exons. Gene Ontology annotation, biological process: mitochondrial DNA replication; positive regulation of helicase activity.
GUGGUUCUAACCAAAUAUUCUCUGAUUUUAACCUAACUUUUUUCUUUGAAGGUGAUCCUAACCUUAAACCGUUUACAACUUUCCGUUCGAUAAAUUCUUUUCGAACGUUUCGUUUAUGCUGGAUUCAUACGAAAAAUGUUUCGUUUGAGGAAUAUCAGUUCUGGCCUUCAUAAGUUCGUAAGGUAUAGUUCUGAAACAACUACUUCGCAAGAACCCGCGAGAGUGGAAAAAACUAUCAACAAUGUACAACUAUUGGGUAGAGUAGGCGCUGAUCCACAAAGAAAAGGCUCUGAACAGCAUCCUGUAGCUGUUUUUUCUGUGGCUACACAUUCUAAUUAUAGGUAUGAAUCAGGUGAAUUUCUUCAAAGAACAGAAUGGCACAGAGUAAUCUGUUUCAAACCUGGACUCCGGGAAACAAUACUUACUUAUCUGAAAAAGGGACAGAGGGUUCAUGUGACUGGAAGGAUAACUUAUGGGGAAAUCAGGGGUGAAGAUGGUAAACCAAGAACUACCACAUCAAUUGCAGCAGAUGAUGUAAUAUUUUUCCAAUCUUCUUAGUGUGGGUCUUUUUAUGUUAUUAUUCCCAGAAUUAAGUCUUCAGUUGAACAUUGAUGAAGUAACUUUUUUUAUCAUACUUCAGAUUUUAUAAUGACAUUGCUGAUACAAGACUAAGAUCUAUUGUAAGCAGUUCUAAUGAAUUAUCCAAUGUGAUAUUUUAAGAUUAUGAGAAAUGAUCUGUAUUGAAUAAAUUCUAUUGUGUAGAAAAUAAAAAAUGUAUUUUGAAAAACAAA